AUGGAUGCAAACGGUACCACCCAAUUUCGUAAGACAAAGUUAAUUGCAGCAGGAAAGAAAUUAGAGCGUCAGAAUAUCAAUUUUACGGUCUUUGACCAUACAUCUGUAAAAGCUAGCUGCACUACAGUAAGUAACAGCUCUUGUGGCACGUACAGUGCUAAGUGCUCUCAUUGGAACUGCACUGGAGUUUAUGUCAAGCCUAAGGAUAGUCGGAAAGAUACUUUGGAUGGCAUAAAGAGAAUUUCAUAUGCUCAUAUGAUUGAGUUGUUGCUAUGGCAGGGAGUACUCAAUAAAAGUUUACUGCCUUGUCCCAGAACUGUAGUGAAAAUUCCAGAAGCAAUCAUCAGAGCAAACAUUGCUCCAAAAAUUGUGUCACCAUCUGUUGCUAUUGAGGAAUUUUUAGCAAAGCAGAAGCGAAGACUAGACAACGUUCGAGGAGAUGGAAACCGUCUCUUUAGAUCUUUGAGCAAGCAGCUAUUUGGCACCGACUGUUGGCAUGUAUCCCUCAGGAUGUACAUUUCCGAUGUGCUCAUCAUGAACAGCGACCGGUACAAUGUAAUGUUUAUACCCUAUCAGCAAACAUUAAUAUUCAGCCAGCACCUCAAAGCAAUACAGAAACUUGGCACUUGGGGAUCACAAGUCGAAAUUCAGGCAGCUAGUGACUGCUUUCAAAUACCCAUUUUUGUUUGUUCGCCUCAUCCACAAAGUCAGGAAAUCAGGCUUCAGGCCAAGGCAAUAUCCAAAACAACCUGUUUUAUCAUGCCACCCACUUCAGUGCCUCCCACACACUAUCAAUAAUUUAGAACUUGCUCACACUGGUUGCCACUAUGAUAGUAUAAUUGGUACACCUCCCGGCAUAAAGCUUCAUAUGCCACAACUUUCAACAGAAAAUCUCAGUGAAAAUCAGAAACUUAUCAGCAGUGCCACCAACAAAUGACAUCGACAGUCACAGUAAAACAAAGCAUACCUAGAAACUCUAGCUUAUUAAUUAAAGUUUUUGCAGCUAGCAAACAAGGCAUCAUAAUUUACUGCGUACUUCAGUGCACUGCACUACUACACUCUGACACAGACAAAGA
This is a messenger RNA of Corticium candelabrum, 1076 nucleotides long. RefSeq lists its product as uncharacterized. The transcript has 5 exons. The record is from RefSeq and is a predicted model, not a curated record. Gene Ontology annotation, biological process: protein deubiquitination. The coding region runs from base 1 to 798 and encodes 265 amino acids. Gene Ontology annotation, molecular function: cysteine-type deubiquitinase activity. NCBI's taxonomy places the organism in Eukaryota, Metazoa, Porifera, Homoscleromorpha, Homosclerophorida, Plakinidae.